AUGCCAACAUCGCCUCACAACCAUCAACGGCGCCACAGAUCUAAAACCAUAAAUUCGGCUACGCCAGCACUGCCUCACAACCAUCAGCAACACCUCGUCACCUCAAAUGUCGCCCACGAUAGCCGCACGCCAUUCACUAGAUCUGUGGCGCGACCACCCAUUCACCACCACAUAUGCUGCGCCCAGCGGCAGCGAGAGAGUCGAGCUGAACUUAUACGACAAGCAGCACUCAUUAUAUGGGAUGAAGCUCCAAUGGUAAAGAGAGCAACCAUUGAGGCAGUCAAUAGGACUUUUCAAGACAUCAUGAACAACUUUGAACCAUUUGGGAGUAAAGUAAUGGUAUUUGGGGGAUAUUUUCGCCGGGUUCUUCCAGUUGUCCCUCGAGCAACAAGACAACAAAUAGUUAAUGAAAGUUCAGUACGAUCAUAUCUUUGGGAAAAAAUGCAUAAAUUGCAUUUGCCACGGAAUAUGAGAGUGCAAAAUGAUCAUCAAUUCGCGGAAUACUCGAUCAAAAUCGGCAAUGGAACAGAACGAACUGUAGGAGAAGACUUCAUCUCACUUCCAAAAGACAUAGUACUUUCCUCCAACAACAACAACUCUCCAGAGCUCAAUUUAAUCAACUUUGUCUUCUCAGACCUACCAAAAAUGCUGAAUCAUCAGAAUAUAUGA
Molecule: messenger RNA, 669 nt
Organism: Olea europaea var. sylvestris
Lineage: Eukaryota; Viridiplantae; Streptophyta; Magnoliopsida; Lamiales; Oleaceae
Exons: 2
Coding region: 1-669 (222 amino acids)
Biological process (GO): DNA repair; telomere maintenance
Molecular function (GO): DNA helicase activity
Source: RefSeq, a predicted model, not a curated record